Molecule: messenger RNA, 2541 nt
Organism: Setaria italica (foxtail millet)
Lineage: Eukaryota; Viridiplantae; Streptophyta; Magnoliopsida; Poales; Poaceae
Exons: 1
Coding region: 1-2541 (846 amino acids)
Biological process (GO): transmembrane transport
Cellular component (GO): plasma membrane
Molecular function (GO): transmembrane transporter activity
Source: RefSeq, a predicted model, not a curated record
AUGGCACCAGAAGCAAGGACGCAGCAGCUGCAGCUAGCCGCAGCGCCGCCGCCGAUGGAGAAGAAGACGUGCCCCGUGGCCGUGCACCUCCCGCGGGCACCUGAUGAUUCGGCCCGGCAGCUGGUUGUGGGCCGCUGGCGCUCCUCCCUGGCGUCGGGCCUCCGCGCCGCCCUGGCCUGCAUCAUCGUGGGCCUCGUCUCCCUCUACGCGCCGCCCGCCGUCCGCCGCCACAUCACCUUCCCGGCCUUCUCCUACGUCGUCACCGUCAUCAUCGUCACCGACGCCACCCUCGGCACGGCCCUGCGCGGCGCCGUCAGCGCGCUCCAGGCAACCCUCAUGGGCGCCGCGCCCUCCGUGCUGGCGCUCUGGCUCGCGCACCGCACCGGCGCCGCCGAGUCCGUGCUCGCCACGUCGGCCGUCGUGGCGCUCACGACCUUCGCGGUGGCGCUGCCGGAGUCGGUGGACCCCGUGGCCAAGCGGAUCGCGCUGGGGCAGAUCAUCAUCAUCUACGUGGCCAGAUUCCACAAGGGGGACCACCCCACCCGCGCCUUUGCUGUGCUGCACCCGGCCAACGUGGUGGCGUGCACGGCGCUCGGGGUGGCGGCGGCGCUGCUGGCCGUGCUGCUGCCAUGGCCGAGGCUGGCCACGCGGGAGGCCACCGACAAGGCAAGGGCGUACAGGGCGCUCGCGGCGGAGAGGGUCAGGGUCAUGGUCGACGCCGCCAUCAUAUUCAUCGGCGGUGGGGAGGCGGCGGCGGCGUGCACCCGCCAGCGGCGAUGGCAGAUGGCGGCUUGCGUCUCGGAGGCCAACCGGCUGGCAUCGGCGAGCGCCGCACUCCUCCGCCGCAUGAACGCCAUCAAGGAGGAUGUGCAGUGGGAGCGACGAGCAAUAGCAGUGGAUUACGACGGGGUGGAGACGCCGCUCACGGGAAUGCAGAUGGCGCUCAGUAUGAUGGUGAUCGACGUAACAACUGAGGACAGCAAGUGCAAUAACCUGCUGCAACUGCAAGAGCAUCAUGCCGACGUCAUGGCCAUGAGGGACCACAUACGCCUCGCCCUCCUCACGACGCCUGCCAACAAGCAGACUGCAAGCUUCGCCUCCAAGCCACCCUACUUGCCAUUGCAGACGCAGCAGCAGCAGCAGGAUCCUUGCUGGCUGUUCCUCUUCUCGCUCUAUCAGCUCCGAGGAGCAGCGGGCGGCUUGUUGCUGGCCAGUGAUAAUGCCGAUGCCAACGCCAACAAGAAGAUCGCGCCGGCAGCAGAACAGUCAUCACUGGAUGAGCAACCAGCCGACCAUGGCCACCAGCACAAGAGCAGAGCAGACGAACAAGAGAAAACGGCCACCAAAGGCAACAAGAAGCUCGUGGCUGCUGCCAAGUGCGGCUUCUCGCUGGGCCUUGCCGUCCUGCUGGGCCUGCUCUUCAACAACGACCACGGCUUCUGGUCGGGCUUGAUCGUGGCCACCACCAUCUCCACGAGCCGCGACUCCACCUGGGCCGUAGCGGCCGCGCGCGCCCACGGCACGGCCCUGGGCUCCGUCUACGGCGCGGUGGGCUGCCUGCUCAUCUCGCAGCAGCAGCUGAGUGGCAUGAUGGACCUGCGGCUCCUGGCGCUGGUCCCCUGGAUGGUGGUCGCCACCUUCCUCAAACGCAGCAGCGCCUACGGCCCCGCCGGCGGCGUGUCGGCCGCGCUUUCCGUCGUCAUCAUCAUGGGCCGCCGCUACGAUGAGUCUCCCAUGGCAUUCACCGUCGCGCGCCUCGUUGAGACCUUCAUAGGAAUCUCCUGCGCCGUCAUGGCAGACAUCCUCUUCCAACCAGGAGCGAGGCCGUCGGUGAAGGCGAGGGAACACCUCACCCGAUGCAUCGCCACCACGCUUGCAGCCAGCUCUGCUGAUGGCCCAUCACAAUCACAAGUGAUUAGCAAGAGCCUGGCCCUGCUCAGGAGACACGCGGCGGAGGCCAGCGGCGAGCCCUCCUACCUGUGGCUGCCGCCGUUCCCGACGGCCUGCUACGAGAGGAUCCAGGGCAGCCUCGGCAGGAUGGCGCGGCUGCUGCAUCUCUACCACCAGGCACGCGUGGUGGCGGGCGUGGAGGCUGAUGAGGACAUGAAGAGGAUCCACCGGCGUUUCAGCAGCAUCGUCUCCACCUCCCUCAGGCACUGCCUCCGCAUGCUGUCGUCAUCACCACCGCCUGCUGAUCCUCCUCCUCCUCCUCACCAGGAGGUCAUCAUCAAGGACAACGACCUUGAGGCUGGGAAUGACUCCUCCUCCUCCUGCUGCUGCAACAAGGAGGAGGACGACCAGCAAGAGGCAACGGCCCCGGGGGAGGUGGUGGGCGCCUUCCUAGCGCACGCAGCAGAGGCGGCGGCAGCGUUGCUGGACCUGGACGACGACGCCGCCGGUGAAGCCCAAGCAGAGGGGGACGACAGGGGGCUGCUGGUCUGCUGCCUGGGCUCCAUGGGCCUCUGCAUGGGAGAGAUCAUCAGGGAGGCCCAGCUGCUGGAGGCGCACAUCAUCGACCUCAACAACCUGCAACCUCACUGA